AUGGCCUUUUCUCCAGAGCUGAUUCAUGACCUCCAGGAGGAGCUCAUCUGCUCUCUCUGCAGGAAGUACUUCACAGACCCAAUUUCCAUUGAUUGUGGUCACAGUUUUUGCCAUUGUUGCCUCCUUGACGGCUGGCAAGAAGCAGCCUCUACCUCUUUCUCCUGUCCAGAGUGCGAGAAUGUCUCCCAGCUGAAGGAUUUCAAAACCAAUAUUCAUCUUGAGAAACUGGUCUGUGUUGCAAAAAAACUAAGACUCCAUUGUUCGCAGUACCCUGAAGGACCUGGCAAGUGUGAGGCACAUCAGGAAGAGCAGAAGCUGUUCUGUGAGGAUGACCAGAGUCUAGUCUGUGUGUCCUGUUCUCAAUCCCAAGAGCAUGAGGCUCACAAGCUCUGUGGCAUAGAUGAGGCUGCUGAGAACUUCAGGGGGACACUCCAAGAAACCUUGAUUCUUUUGUGGAGGAAAACUGAUAGCGUUGUUAAACAGAGGUCUAAUGAGAAGAUUAAAUUUGUUCGGUUGGAGGAUAUGAAAGGAAUAUUAACCAGGAAUGAAUCUGUGCUCCAGAAGGAAAUAGAAACCUUCCAUGUAGGCACAAUGCUCUAUUCCAUGCCUGGAAUUAUAGACAGGAUUGUCAGUUUCAAAGUGGAUAUCACUCUGGAUUGCAACACAGCUGAUCCAGGUCUCAUCAUAUCUGAGGAUUUCAAGAGUGUGAGAUAUGGAGGUGUCCAGGAGGUAGUGCCCAACAAUAGACGGAGACUUGUAGAUUUUGCCGAAGUUCUUGCUACUCAGUCCUUUAUUUCAACAAGAUGUUACUGGGAGGUGGAGGUGCCAAAUAACACUGCCUGGUGUGUUGGCAUCCGUACAAAUUCAAAAGAUUUUCACAACUUCUUUAUGCUUAUGACUGUACAGAAGCAUAAUUGCUACCUUAUUUAUGCCAUGGCCCAGAACAAUCUCAAUUCCCAAAUCCAUAAAAAAUACCGCCAGAUCAGUGUGCCCAACUUAAAAGUUGGCAUUUUCCUUGAUUAUGAAUGUGGAGAGAUAUCAUUUUAUCAUGUGAAAAGUAGAUAUCUGAUUUAUACUUUCCCUACCACUUCCUUCUCAGGACCACUCACACCCUUCUUCUGUCUUUCCAAGAAAGUCCUGACAAAUGAUUGCUCUCUCGUGAUCUGUCCCUAA
Molecule: messenger RNA, 1173 nt
Organism: Trichosurus vulpecula (common brushtail)
Lineage: Eukaryota; Metazoa; Chordata; Mammalia; Diprotodontia; Phalangeridae
Product: E3 ubiquitin-protein ligase TRIM11-like
Exons: 5
Coding region: 1-1173 (390 amino acids)
Molecular function (GO): zinc ion binding; protein binding
Source: RefSeq, a predicted model, not a curated record